CCCGGCCAUACUGGCCCCAACUGACUGAGGGGCCUGGGGCUGCAGGGCCGGCCCGCCGGCCUCGUGGGCAGAGCCGGCAGCAUGGACAGCCUCUUCGUGGAGGAGGUGGCCGCCUCCCUGGUGAGGGAGUUCCUCAGCAGAAAGGGCUUAAAGAAGACGUAUUUGGUCAUGGACCAGGAGCGGCCACGUUCUGAUCUCAGCAUAAACAGCAGGAAUGAUCUGCGCAAGGUUCUGCAUCUUGAAUUUCUCUACAAAGAGAACAAGGCAAAGGAAAAUCCUCUAAAAACAAACCUGGAACUCAUUACCAGAUACUUUCUGGACCACUUCGGAAAUACUGCUAACAAUUUCACUUUAGAAACACCAAUUCCUGCACUCUCAAUUCCAAAGAAAAGCAAUAAGUUGCCAUUGAGAUGCUCAGAGACCACGCUGGUAAAUAUAUAUGACCUUUCAGAUGACGACACUGGAUGGAGAACAUCGUUGUCAGAAACAAGCAAAGCCAGACAUGACAAUCUUGAUGGGGAUGCACUUGGUAAUUUUGUGUCGUCCAAAAGGCUCCCAUACAAAAGUAAGCCCUUGCAGACUGUCCAAGGUGAAAGCCCACCCUUGGCUCCUGCAUGGGAGAAGAUGGAAGAUCUUAAAUCGCCAGAGCUUUCCUUGGACAUGAAGAAGAUGGGAGAGAAGACCAGGCCGAAGUCGGGCCUGAUUGUCCGAGGCAUGAUGGCUGGGCCCAUCGCCAGCUCCCCACAGGAUUCCUUCCGCAAACGCUCUCUGAGGCGGUCCCCGGGCUUGAGUAGCAGUACUCAGCCCCCAGAAGAAGAGAGUCAGAAGGUGCCCGAGCUCGCCAUGGGAUCCCCCGUCUGUCCAGCCCCACAGGAGGUCUUGGCCACGAGCAACGGCUCCCCCUCCAGGAACCCCCUGGGUCAGCUGAGUGAACUGACCACAGAGAAGCGGAAAACCACUCCCAGCAGCCCGGCCCACCUGCCCGGCAAAGGCCUGCCCCAGCGGGAGAGGGCCAGGUUGAAAGAGCCUUCAGCGGGCAGCCCAGCAGUGGACGGCAGCACAGCGGCAGGCAGGACGCCCUUGAAGUUCUCCUUGCCUGGUGGGAAUUCCUGGACGACCCAGGAGAGACUGGAAAGAGCAUUCAAACGGCAGGGAGGCCAGCCCCCAGCCCUCAGGAAAGGUCAGUCGCUGGCAUCCGACAACACAGAAGGCGAGCCGGGUGUCCUGCGGCUUGAGGACGUGGAGGAUGAGUUGAUGAAGGAAGACGUCAUCCUGACCCCGGCACCGUCGAUGCUCAAGCUCCAAGUCGUGUCAAAGCCAAUCGACCUUUCGGUAGCAAAGGAAAUAAAGAUCCUUCUAUUUGGUACAAGCUUGUCCUGUUUCAGUGAAGAAUGGAAACUUCAGAGUUUUUCCUUUAAUGACAUAGCUUCGUUAAAAUAUGGCAUUGUGCAGAACAAGGGUGGCCCCUGUGGGGUUCUGGCAGCCGUCCAAGCCUGCGUCCUACAGAAGCUCCUGUUUGAGGGAGACGGCAGCGCUGACUAUGCUCGGCAGCUGCAGCCUUCAAACGUCCACAGGACCCGCUGCCUUGCCUUGGCCAUCGCAGACAUUCUGUGGCGGGCUGGGGGCCAAGAGAGAGCUGUGGUCACGCUGGCUUCGGGGACACAGCAGUUCAGUCCAACGGGGAAAUACAAAGCAGAUGGAGUCUUAGAAACACUCAUACUCCACAGCUUAACCUGCUAUGAGGAGCUGGUGACUUUUCUCCAACAAAGCAUUCAUCAGUUCGAAGUGGGCCCUUACGGAUGCAUCCUGCUCACCCUGUCUGCCAUCCUGUCCAGGUCUGCGGAGCUUGUUCGCCAGGACUUCGACACCCCCACCAGCCAUCUGAUUGGAGCACAUGGCUACUGCACGCAGGAACUGGUCAAUCUGCUCCUGACCGGGAAAGCCGUGUCCAAUGUUUUCAAUGACGUGGUUGAGCUGGAUUCUGGGAACGGGAACAUCAUGCUUCUCAAAGGCAUAGCUGCUCGCAGUGAUAUUGGCUUCUUAUCCCUCUUUGAGCACUACGAUGUGUGCCAGGUGGGCUGCUUCUUGAAGACGCCGAGGUUCCCCAUCUGGGUGGUGUGCAGCGAGAGCCACUUUAGCGUCCUCUUCAGCCUGCAGCCGGAGCUGCUGCGUGACUGGAGGACCGAGCGGCUCUUUGACCUGUACUACUACGACGGCCUGGCCAACCAGCAAGAGCAGAUCCGGCUGACCAUCGAUACCACGCAGACUGUCCCUGAAGACAGCGGCGAUGACCUCAUUCCACCCCUCGAGCUCUGCAUCAGGACCAAGUGGAAGGGGGCGUCCGUGAACUGGAAUGGCUCAGACCCCAUCCUGUGACCCUGAGAUGUGGGUCAGCCCCAUGGCUCCACCGCUCAUCUUCGGGGGUGACAACUGAACCCCAGGCCUCAGGGACGAGCCUCUGAGAAGCAUGUCGCCCCACCUGGGCCAGCAUGGCUGCCCCUUCUGUGACGGGCCCCACCAGGACUCUGAUGAGAAGCCUGGGGCGCUGCUCUUCAGUGUCCCUCCCAGCGGGGCCAGGACUGCCAAAGGACUGGAAGGAGGUGGCUGGGUCUUUGCUUCCUUUUGUCACAUCUCUCCCUUGUUCCCUGCCGGGCCAUCCCCUUGCCAAGGCCUGUGAUACGGGAUUCUGGGCACUUGUUAUUUCUCAGAGUUGGCUUUCUAUAAAGCAGGAGUCAGACACA
This is a messenger RNA of Choloepus didactylus (southern two-toed sloth), 2741 nucleotides long. RefSeq names its product MINDY lysine 48 deubiquitinase 4 (gene MINDY4). Gene Ontology annotation, molecular function: K48-linked deubiquitinase activity; cysteine-type deubiquitinase activity. Bases 82 to 2376 code for a protein of 764 amino acids. The transcript has 18 exons. Gene Ontology annotation, biological process: protein K48-linked deubiquitination. The record is from RefSeq and is a predicted model, not a curated record. NCBI's taxonomy places the organism in Eukaryota, Metazoa, Chordata, Mammalia, Pilosa, Megalonychidae.